GGGCUCCCCGUCCCUCCCCGCCCCGCGCGGAGGCGCGGCGGGCGGCUCGCCGGGCCGCGCCGGGCCCCGCCGCAGCUGCCGAGCCGUUCCGAGCCGCGCCGGGAAGAGGCGCGGGCAGGCAGGUGCCCUCCUCCCGCACCGCACCGCACCGCUGCGCGCCGCUGGCAUCUCCGCUGCGCCGCACGGCGGUGGGCAGCGCCGCCCAGGCGGGCCCCGAGGUCGCGGCGGCCCGCCGCCGGGGACAGCCCCGCCGCCGCCUCCCCGCGCACCCCCGCCGCCCUGAUGGCCCCCGCCGCCCCGCCGUCGGCCCCCCCCCCGCCGCCGCCGCCGCCGGCCGCGGCGGCCCUAGAGGCGUCGGGGCCCUGCGCUGCCCCGCGGAGGGGAGGCGGAGGCGGCGGCGGCGGGGCGGGGGCGGAGGCGGAGGCGAGGGGGCGGCGGAGCGGCGGCGGAGCGGCGGCGGAGCGGGAGCCGGCGGCGGCGGCGGCGGCGGCGAUGGACGAGUCGUCGCUGCUGGACCUGCUGGAGUGCUCCGUGUGCCUGGAGCGGCUGGACACCACGGCCAAGGUGCUGCCCUGCCAGCACACCUUCUGCCGCCGCUGCCUGGAGAGCAUCGUCAGCUCCCGCCACGAGCUGCGCUGCCCCGAGUGCCGCAUCCUGGUGGGCUGCGGCGUGGACGAGCUGCCCGCCAACAUCCUCCUCGUCCGCCUCCUGGACGGCAUCCGACAGCGGCCCCGCGCCGCCGGGGGCGCCAGCGGCAGCCCCAGCGCCGCGGCCCCCGCGUACCCCCAGCCCGCCGCCGCCGCCGCCGCCGCCCCCAGCGCCGUCGCCGCCGCCGCCGCCUCGGCCGCCGCCAGCCUGCGGGAGCUGGCGGCCGCCAGCCGCAGCGCCCUGCUGGGAAAGAGUGUUUCUCAGCUUCCCUAUGGCAAAGCCCUGUACACCUAUGAGGGAAAAGAGCCAGGCGACCUCAAGUUUAACAAGGGGGACAUCAUCAUACUGCGGCGGAAGGUGGAUGAGAACUGGUACCACGGGGAGCUCAAUGGGAACCAUGGCUUCUUCCCCGCCAGCUACAUCCAGUGUAUCAAGCCCCUCCCGCAAGCUCCACCUCAGGGCAAAGCACUUUACGACUUUGAAAUAAAGGAUAAAGAUCAAGACAAGGAUUGCCUGACCUUCACCAAGGAUGAAAUUUUGACAGUCAUCAGGAGGGUAGAUGACAACUGGGCAGAAGGAAUGCUGGGUGACAAGAUUGGCAUUUUUCCUAUCCUCUAUGUUGAGCUGAAUGAAUCGGCCAAGCAGCUCAUCGAGAUGGACAAGACGUGCUCAGCUGCCGCAUCCGGCUGUGACAUGCCGCUGCCCACAGAGACGGUGGCAGUGGCGGCGGCAGCGGCAGCGGGUUUGGCACCGUGCUCCACACUGGCCAGCGCUGGGGUGGCCGGGGCAGCCCAGCGGCAGGCAGAGGGCAAGAAGAACGCCAAGAAGCGGCACUCCUUCACUGCCCUCAGCAUGACGCACAAGUCCUCCCAGGCUUCCAGCAACCGGCACUCCAUGGAGAUCAGCGCCCCCGUCCUCAUCAGCUCCAGCGACCCACGGGCGGCUGCCAGGAUCGGGGACCUGACCCACCUCUCCUCCAGUGCCCCAGCCCAGGAUUCCUCUUCGAUUGGAACAGCCACGGUGGCUGGUCCCAGGACAAGUGCAAUAAUUGGAGAUCAGGGAACACCACCGAAGGUCCAGCUCCCCCUCAAUAUCUACCUAGCCCUGUACGCCUACAAGCCUCAGAAGAACGAUGAGCUGGAGCUCCGCAAAGGUGAGAUGUACCGGGUCAUCGAGAAGUGCCAGGACGGCUGGUUCAAGGGGACGUCUCUGAGGAGUGGGAUGUCCGGCGUCUUCCCAGGCAACUAUGUGACACCUGUUUCAAGGGUGCCAGUGGGAGCUGGGCAGGCCAGGAACAGCGGAGCUGGGGGAGCCCCGGCAACAAAAGGACCCCCAGGAGCCAUCCACCCCAUCGGGGCUGGUCACACCAAUGCCACCACAGCUGUCAGACCGGUUGUUCCUAUCACUGCGCCUCAGACGCAUCCCCAGCUACAGGCGGCCUCUCCGCAGCUGAAUAAUUGCUUGAGGUUUUCAGCUCAGCAGCCAGCCAGCCAGACCCGCAACGCCAUGCAGAUGGCUCACCCCCCGGUGCCAGCCCCGGACCGGCCCACAGCCACAGUCUCACCCCUGCGGACACCCAGCUCGCCCUCCCGCCUGCCAGCGGCAGCCAUCCGGCCUCACCCCACCAUCUCCCCACAGCACAGCCACCAGCCGCCCGCCCCAGGGACCCGGCCCCUCAUCCCCCUCACCUCCGCCGCCGCCGCCAUCACCCCACCCAAUGUCAGCGCAGCCCACCUCAACGGCGAGGUGGGCAGUGGGCCCCUGGGUGGCCCUGUCACCCCCGGCCCCACCAGCAAGGCUGAGGAGAGGAAGAAUGAGAAGAAGGAGAAGAAAAGCGGGCUGCUGAAACUUCUAGCAGGAGCAUCAACAAAAAAGAAGUCACGUUCCCCACCGUCCGUGUCCCCCACACACGACCCCCAGGCAGCCAUUGAAGGAGUCCUGCAAGGGGCAGUGGGACCUGAGCUCUCCUCCCUCUCCAGCCACGGCAGGGCUGGCUCAUGCCCUAUUGAGAGUGAAAUGCAGGGAGCCAUGGGGCUGGAGCCUCUGCACAGGAAAACAGGCUCUUUGGAUUUGAAUUUUUCCAUCCCUUCUCCUGCCAGGCAGCCCCUCUCUUCCAUGGCAGCUAUUCGGCCAGAGCCCAAGCCUUUGCCGCGGGAAAGGUACCGCGUCGUGGUCCCGUACCCGCCACAGAGCGAGGCCGAGAUCGAACUGAAGGAAGGUGACAUUGUGUUUGUGCACAAGAAACGGGAGGACGGCUGGUACAAAGGGACGUUGCAGAGGAAUGGCAGGACGGGCCUCUUCCCCGGGAGCUUUGUCGAGAGCUUCUGAGGACAGCUCGCCGCUCUCUCAACUGGAGGAACUUUCAGGGGAAACUGCAUAGCACAAGAAGCGACAGCAAAGGGAAACUGGACUGAUGACCACUGCCAUUUUUAUUUCCAAAGACUCCCCCCAGGCCCUUCAGUCUACAGCUCUGGAGACGCAGUGCUCCACUGUGCUCCUGAGACUGCGUGCGGUGCAUACAGUGGUAUGUUGAAGUAGUGCCUUCCACCUGGAAUCACAGACUGAAAGGACGCCCAUCUGGACUGUACGUAACCUAAAUGCCGGCUGUUAACCCUUUGUGUAAAUUAUAGAGAAGAUAUCUUUAAAAAAAGUUAAGAGGAAAGUUGUUAUAUUGCUGUAACUUAUUUGUCAGAGCUGCAGUGUUCUUAUUACUGGCCUAUGCAAGAUGGAUUUGAGAGUUCAAGGAGGUGUGCUAGGAAGCUCUUAAACUGGGACUUCAUUUUUCCCAGGGGAAAAAGAGGACGGGGAGGGUGGAGAAAACCCCAGCUAAAGAUUGGUGCAUCAUUGUGCAAGAAAGAACAAGGAGUCCAAAACGUUAAUGUCAUGCUUUCUAUAUACCUCAAAGAUAUGCUGCGCAAGUUUGUCAGUGAGUGUGUUAGUGCUCAGAGUCCCAUGCCAUCCGGUGUCCUGGCGCUGCCGCCGGGGAGGUCCUGGAGGAAGUACGGCUCCGCCAUUAAACUGUGGUUAUUUGAGCAGAAUCCCUUUUGCCUGUCUUCUGCCCUUAUUGUAUGCAGCAUGGAUUUUUGUCCUUCAGUAUCACUUUCCAUCGCUUUUUUGUAUGACGUACCUUUUUACUGUAAGAAUUGCUCUACUUUAUAUAUAUUCCUACUAGAUCAGACAUUUCCUCUUUUUCAUACAUCUGGUGCUAUUUUUUUUAAAUGUUAAAGAUUUGGUUUGGUUAAACAGAGAGGCUGCAACAAGACUUGCAUUCAACAUAUGAAAUUAGAAACGUACCUGAAGAUCGAGAUCAGACUGCUUGCUCGUGCUUCAUAGAGGAAAAGAGAAAAAGCCGCUGGGUCACCGAUAAAUAUACCUGGGGGAGUGUGCUUGUGCACCACGCACGCGCUCCCUCUCUCCUAUGUGUUCAGAGUGGCUGAAGACCCACGCUGAAGCACAGCGUUCUGUCUGGAGAGUGAUAAUUACUCCAGAACUGGAAGUCAUUCCCAGAGGAGUAAUUUUAAUUGACUUUUUCAUGGCAAUAAGAAGAACACUGCAGGUUCUAGCACGCGCAGGGACCGUGGAGUUUUCCUCUGUCGUUGCACCACGGAGACGAGAGCUGAUCUGCGACGGCUGUAGUUAGUGUUAUCGAAAUGUGAUUUCUUACUGUAGAAAUGUACGGUUCUGGAGACUGUUCAAUUUCUUAACGCGGUCAAGCUACAAUACAAACCGUAUCAGGCAAUAUAAGCUUUCAUCUACCAGGGACUUAAAGGUGCAAUAAAUGUAAAGCGAGUUUAGCCAGUUAUUCAUGUGAAGCAGAAGGAGAAAAAAAAAUUCCAUAAUGCGACUGUGAGAGUAUUUAAAAAGACAUCGGCUCUUGAGGAAUGGAACGUGAUGAAAGGCUUUUCGUAGCUGUAUCUGUACCUUGCCUUUGCCAGCGGCUGGCUCUUUGCCAAAGCCCACAUGUGGUGGUCGUUUAAAAGCAUGUCGGAGGCACUGUAACCUGGAGAUGAUCUUAUUAAAAGGAAGAGGCCCAGUGGGUGAACAUCAUUACUGCGUUACCAGUAUUUCAUAUGCGAAGGUGUAAGUUUUGUUUUCAUUCAAGCCGCGUACACUAGUACAUAUCAAAACCCAUGUAAGUGAGCGUUCCUAUUUAAGUUCAGCUCCGUGACUUUGUUCUCUGUAAAAUAAGUUUCUUCUUGCUGUCACACGUAACAAACCAAUUCCAGAAACACAGUCCAUGGCCAAGUAUAGCACCUUCAAACAGGGAGGCAUCAUUUUCAGGGUGUUUCUUUUUAUACUUAACGUUGCCGCAUUUGUUCAUAUUCCAGAUUGUAAUGAGUCAGCCACUAAAAGUUUAGUUACUGUUGAGAGGAAAUUGCCUUUUUAUAACCAAUAAGAGACUGAAGAAACGUCUUCUGGAAAGACUUGCUUGAGACUAGAGCCAUAUCUGUCCACUGAUUUGGUCCAGAUCAGAACCAGUGUCACUGCACCUCCAACAGUAAACUGCACGGUUAGCGAGUCAGCAACGCCAAAAUGCGUGUUAUCGAUUCCAAUAAAAUUCUGGAUUAGAUCUGUCAGACAUGAGGAGAUUUUUUCUGACAACUUACCGUGGUUAAAGCUCUCUUCAAAUUCUGUUCCGUGGGUGUAUUUACUACGCUCAGAAAAACGAAAUAGGGUAACGGCUUAUUUGCUGCCUAUUGUGUUUAGCCAGAUCUAAAAUGGUUCCAGAUUUCCACCUUUUCAUGCUUAACUCUAACAGGACAAAAGUUGGUGUGUGAGAAGAUCAAGGAAACACACAGAUGUCAUGUCAUGAAAUCAGUGCUUUAAAACCUAUUUUGCAGGGAGGACGGUGGGGUUUUUUAGUGGUCGACAACCCUUCCAGUCAUACCUCCUGCAAGGAAAAAUAUUUGGGGCGGGGGGGGAUGUUUCUAUUUUGAUAACAGCUGUUUCUGGCCCCUGUUUAUUGCUUAUCAGCACAGUUUGGGUUACUGAGUAAUCUUCUUGGACAAAUCACUUCCAUGCCAGGAGCACAAGUGCAGAACUUAAUACAGCUCAGUGAUACGAAAACACGACCCAGUGCCAUUUGGAAAGUCCUGGACUGAGAGAGGUUCAACUUGUACUGUGGUCUAAUUUUUACCUGUCGUACCAGGGAAAGGGGGAGGAGGGGGCAUCUGCAUCUCCUACAAUGGGGGGUAAAAAAUGAAAAGACUCCUUCAGGCGGCCUCAGUUUGUAAAAUGCCAGGUUUGCUCUUCUAGAAAUGGGUUCAAGUAAUUGAACAAUUCCUUUGAACUUUGCACAGCUCAGAAAAAUGUUUUUGUUAUACAUGAAUGUUAACGUGAUUUAGGAAAUGUUGGCGGAUAUGAGUACAAAUGAACUACAAUGACUGUGUUUCUGAUUCUUUAAAUAAAAUAAACAUUAAGGCAACUUGA
Messenger RNA from Phalacrocorax carbo (great cormorant), 6078 nucleotides. Lineage: Eukaryota; Metazoa; Chordata; Aves; Suliformes; Phalacrocoracidae. The record is from RefSeq and is a predicted model, not a curated record.